AUGGACACCGCUUACAACCAAACUGCAUUUGCCCUGUUGCCUUUAUCAUUUGUCGGAUUCCUUGUUAACUGGUCAGUGUUUUAUAGCUACAUCCGUUUAAGCUCUAUGAAACACUCCUUCGGUUACUUGUCAGCUAAUCAAGCCUUCGCGGACGCCAUGCAUUCCACUACAUUCCUACUUUACUUCUGCCCAAUGGUCUUACUAUUCUGCGCAGUCUGGACACCAUUCAAAUACAAAAAGCUCUUCAAUAUAAACAAUACUUGUGUCGUCAUUCUGAUGAUAUGGGUUGUUGUUGGAACAAUUGAUGUACUGAUAUACGAAUACUUUUGCCACGUGUCAUACAGCGAGCAGUCUCAUUCGUUUGUCUUCUACGAAACAGUAGAAUGCCAGUUCAUUGGUUGGUAUGUAGACUUUAUCAAAAAUUCAAUUACUGUAACAAUCAUCAUGAUUCUGGAUAUUUUGACACUUGUUGGAGUGCGUCAAGCCAGAUUAUCUAUCAGUAUCAAAAAAGAUAAUUGUGCGAUUUCUACCCGUGAGGGACGAUUUCUUAAGCAAACUGUUUCUCAAGGAACUGUUUUCAUGUUGGAGUUGUUAACCUAUUUCGUUGUUCCAAAAUUGACUGAAGAUAUAGUUGUCAUAUUUUUCAGUACAUCCUUUGCCUACGUUGCAGUUCACGUACUCGACGGGUAUGCCAAUUGGUAA
Messenger RNA from Caenorhabditis remanei, 702 nucleotides. RefSeq lists its product as uncharacterized. Lineage: Eukaryota; Metazoa; Nematoda; Chromadorea; Rhabditida; Rhabditidae. The record is from RefSeq and is a predicted model, not a curated record. The transcript has 4 exons. The coding region runs from base 1 to 702 and encodes 233 amino acids.